This is a messenger RNA of Impatiens glandulifera, 531 nucleotides long. Its product is annotated as keratin, type II cytoskeletal 1-like. Bases 1 to 531 code for a protein of 176 amino acids. The record is from RefSeq and is a predicted model, not a curated record. The transcript has 2 exons. NCBI's taxonomy places the organism in Eukaryota, Viridiplantae, Streptophyta, Magnoliopsida, Ericales, Balsaminaceae.
AUGGCAGCAAAAUGGCAAGAUAAUUCAUCCAAUGAAGGAUCUUCUACUGACGGUACCAAGCUUCUAAAGUCGAUGACAUCUCUGCUUACCUCUCUUCAAAAGAAUGUGAUAACUCUGGGAUCAAAUAUGCUGGUUGAAAUUCAAGAAAGCAUGAGAAGAACAGAUGCUGAAAGAUUGGAGUAUGCUGACUCCAUUGCAAGGAAAUUUCAAGCUAAAGAGAAUGCGAAAGUUGAUGCUGAGAAAGAACGGACUCGUAUUACUCAAGGUGAACCUAGUAGAAGAGGUUACGAUGUAUCAACCGGCACCAGAUCUAAGCGAUCUCCAACCAACGAUGAAAAUCCAAGGCCAACUAAAAGAGGCGGAGGUCGAAGCGGUGGUGAUCGCGGAGGCCGAAGCAGUAGUGGUGGUCGUGGUGGGCGUCCUGGGAGUGAUCGAGGAGGUCGAAGCGGUGGUGAUCGCGGAGGCCGGAGUGAUGGAGCCGCUCGUGGUGGUCGCGCUCUUCCUCCUUUUCGCAAUCUUCUAACAGGUUAG